Molecule: messenger RNA, 3463 nt
Organism: Cottoperca gobio
Lineage: Eukaryota; Metazoa; Chordata; Actinopteri; Perciformes; Bovichtidae
Gene: inka2
Product: inka box actin regulator 2
Exons: 2
Coding region: 246-1550 (434 amino acids)
Cellular component (GO): nucleus
Molecular function (GO): protein serine/threonine kinase inhibitor activity; protein kinase binding
Source: RefSeq, a predicted model, not a curated record
CAUUAUCAUUUUUUGGGAGUAAAGGCAGGAGUUGGUGUUUUUUUAAAUUACAGGAUUCGCGUCAUUGCGAGCCGUGCGCGCAUUCCUCAGCAGGAUUUGCGCAUCUCCAAAUGCAAAUUGUUUUCUGCUUUCCGCGAGAGCGUUGUUUUAAUUUCCCUGCCCAGCAGAAAGCUCACAUAGUCAUGCUCCAGCGGCGACUGGCGAAGCUUUUCAUCUGAAAUUCUUGUUAAAAAAAGAAAAAGAAAAUGGAACAACAGCUCCCAAAACCAGAAAGCAAAAACAUGGAUUCGUGUCUGAGGCGACUGAAGCAAGAACUGCUGUGUAUGAAAGAAGCCGGAGAUGGCCUCCACGAUCAGAUGAAUUCAAUGAUGGGAGCCCUCCAGGAACUCAAGCUCCUUCAGGUUCAGACAGCGCUAGAAAACCUCGACAUUUCAGGUCGGCCAAUUAACAGAGGACUCCAACAUCCAGCUUUCCCUGAAGCGUCAGCUACACCGGCUUCAACCUCAGGCAAGGACCACGGGUCCUGCUUUACCCAAAACAUGCCCAAGGAGCCCAGCCCGAGUCCAAUGCCAAGUCCAUCGCUGGAGAGCAGAAACACCUACAGCCGAGACGACAGGAGCCUGUCUCGAAACAGAAGCAGCCUGGGAACCUCGUCUUCCUCGGCAUCCAGCCUCGACAGUGAGCUUGAGGGAAGUAAAAGAGGCGCACGAAACGUCAGAAGUGAGAAUGACCUUGAGUCUAUACCGAAGAGGUGGUCCGGAUAUUCAGCCCCACAGGUGGAUUUCUACGGACCAAUGGUAGGAAACCCUCCACCGGAGCCCUACACUCAGCCUCAGGCUCCCCGUCGUGCUCAGGCAGUGGACCUUCCUGGGAUCCUGUACAGCCUCUCCAGAGAAGGCCCUUCAUUGGACAGCGACUACUCCCAGGACAGCACAGAUGAUGCCAGCGACUGGACUUCUUCGCUCAUGAGCCGCAGCCGCAACCGUCAGCCGUUAGUGCUGGGCGACAACGUCUUCGCCGACCUCGUGGGAAACUGGCUGGACCUUCCUGAGGUGGAGAGGGAAGAGGUGGAAGAAGAUGAGAGAAGGAAGAUGAGGGAGGAGAGCAUAGCGGACGGAGGGGCGGACAGGCCGGACACUCCAGCUCACCCUCUCCGCCUCAGCCGCUCGCAGGAGAUCUGCAGGAAGUUCUCAUUAACCACAAACAUUUUCAAGAAGUUCCUGCGCAGCGUCCGGCCCGACAGGGACAAGCUGCUCAAGGAGAGGCCCGGCUGGAUGGCUCCUGAGUUGACAGAGGGAGACCUCUUCAAAAGGCCAAAGAAAGUGGCUCCUAAAAGUUCAAAAGGCAGCUUCUACCUGCCCUUCUGGGCAAAUGGACAGGAGGGCAAAGGCAGGCCGUGUCCUCAUCUAGCUGAAGCAGAGAGGAACCAUCAACACCACUUCCCCCAGAUCCACCAGCAGCCAUUUGCUGGGAUUUAUUUAGACAGGAGACAGCCUGGUGUGGAGAAAAUGCAGCCCUUGUUUGACUACAACACAGCUGUGUGGGUUUGACUGAGUCACGGGCCAACAGACUGUCAGUGAUGCCAAACUAAGUGAGUGACAGGUGCUGGGGGGGAUUCUUGCUGUGCUGGAGGGGGAAUGAAGGAGAGGCUUUGCCACAGUUAUCUUCCAAAAAUGAACCGAUGAACUUCACACCCACAACGAGAUUAUCAGGGCAACAUUUUGUCUGACAAUCCAAAAAACCUAAACCUCGUUUGCUGUGUGUGUCCGAGUGCGUGAGUGUGUGCUGAAGAGUGUGAGACAGCGUUAGCGAGACAUUUUUUGAGGACUUAUGCUGCAAGUUUUGUAUUAUUCAAACGUCUUGUUAUGUGUGAGUGCAUGUAUGACUGGGGUCUCUGGAUGUCUUAAAAGACGGUACAUUGAAAUGGACAUCUUUCUCAGAAUGUCUCCAUCAUUACAGAUCUUCAUAGAAGAAUCCACAAACCUUCUCACCGCUAUUCUACAGGACUCUCAUAUCUCACUUCUUUGCAUCUAUGAGUAGAAAACACCAACUGCUAGAUUGCAUGGAUAGCGUUUUUAUAAGUGAUGCUUCAAACAGCUGUUACUGAACGCACUGCCACUAGACACAGUCACAAGAUCACUCUUGUUUCCCACAGGCCUCGAGAUGCCUUGGAAACUCAGGUUUAACUGAACCCGUCCGUCUCAUUCACCUUGCUCAGGGAAUGAAUGUUACACACAGGAGUCAGCUAUGAGACACUGCCGCAUUUAAGUGUGUUUCAACUACAGUUUAGAGAAGUCUGGCCUCGUCUCAUCUUGACUAGAAAUACGCAACAGCAAUACAGCGCAUGAAUAAUUAAAACAUUGCAUAUUGAAUUUUGAGAUUCAUCCCUCAUCAUCAGCAAUGUUGUGCUGGCGGUCAUGUUAAUGUUGAGUCAACUGUCAGACAAAGGACGGGGUAAAGAUGGCACAGCCAACCACGAGUACCGACUGACUGACAUCUGGUACCCGGUCGUUAUGUAAAGCUUGUUCGCCACAGCCUCGAAGAAGAUGCAAAACGGGCUCCAAAAUCCAAAAGCUUUAAGAAUUAAUUGAAUUAUGGCGAUGGUAACACACACACACACACACACACACACACACACACACACACACACACACACACACAUCUCCAUCAGACAGGAUCAAUGUACAGAGCAUUGUACAUAUUUGUCAUUAACCACACAGCAGCAAUAACAAACAUUUACUGUAAUAUCCCAUCGCAUGGUUUUCAUUCUUCUGCACGGAUAAAUAUGUCACAGUAACAUUACAAUAAACAACCACACAUGUAUUUAAACCACAGACUGUUGAGUUCAUCUUACAGUAUCUAUUCUCUUGUAUCAUAAUAAACUGCUUCAGUGUGUUUGAUUUCAAGCGGCAUCAUUACAGUUAAAAACGAAAACUACAGCUUCCGUCACACAAUUCACAGAAAUAUCAGGAUUCCCUCAGGAUUAUACAAUAUCACUGCCCGCUCUGACUCAAAAUACUUUGUUUUAUAGAGGACCACUGUUAUGCAAGGACAAUCUGAUACUCUUACUUCUUAUAAUUAUGAAAAAAAACAGUUAAUUUCACUCCGUUUUAAAUGGGAUCCCAGACCAAUCAACUUUGCCAGCAGGGAUUAAGGCCUGAGGUCUUUUGAGUGUCUUGGCCAGUCGAUCCAUAUGGUGUUGUCUCAGUAUUCAGGUCAAUACAGGCAUACUGGACCUUCAGAGGGUCCAACACACACAGAUGGUUUCUGCUCAGAGGGUCUCACAGUGUGAGAUGUCAUGUCAUACAGAAUAUGUAUGUAAAUGUUACAUUUGUUUCCUUCUAUUUACAGUUGUCUAAGUGUCAUUUUCAGCACUGUUGUUGAUAUUUUUCAUCAGGGUUCUGCGAACCUUCAGUUGUGAUUAUGUGUCAUGUGCACUGUCUCUUUGUAAAUUAAAUCUGUU